AUGUGGGAGGCGGACCCGGCGGCGUGGGAAGAGACGCCCGCGGGCGAACGCGCGUGGACGGUGUGGACGGGAGAGAAAGGAUGGAUGUACUGGAUGAAUCAAGCGUCGCUGUACGGCGCGGGAGGAUUGGCAUUUUUUUGGGUGGUGUUCAGGUUCAUCGGACCGGCGAUCGGGUUGUACACGUUGAAUUGA
This is a messenger RNA of Ostreococcus lucimarinus CCE9901, 192 nucleotides long. RefSeq lists its product with no specific name. The record is from RefSeq and is a predicted model, not a curated record. NCBI's taxonomy places the organism in Eukaryota, Viridiplantae, Chlorophyta, Mamiellophyceae, Mamiellales, Bathycoccaceae. The transcript has a single exon. Bases 1 to 192 code for a protein of 63 amino acids. Gene Ontology annotation, cellular component: chloroplast.